This is a messenger RNA of Sorex fumeus (smoky shrew), 5504 nucleotides long. It is a transcript of the gene CNOT12, whose product is annotated as tankyrase 1 binding protein 1. The record is from RefSeq and is a predicted model, not a curated record. Gene Ontology annotation, cellular component: nucleus; heterochromatin. Lineage: Eukaryota; Metazoa; Chordata; Mammalia; Eulipotyphla; Soricidae. Gene Ontology annotation, biological process: double-strand break repair; cellular response to ionizing radiation.
GGCGGCGGCAGCGGCAGCGGCGGCAGCGGCGGCGGCGGGGAUUGGCGUCGGGGCGCCGAGCCCGAGGCGUGCGGAGCCGGAGCCCGUGGGGAGCGCGUCCUGCCGUGGGUGAUGAAAGUGUCUACUCUCAGGGAAAGCAUGGCCAUGGCUUCCCCACCGCCCCGGGAGCUGGAGGAGGAGCCGGUGGUGGCCGGCUCAGAGCCAGGUGACCCUCCAGCCAAACCCCCUGUCAAGCCGAAACCCCGGGCCCUGCCUGCCAAGCCAGCCCUCCCGGCCAAGCCCAGCCUGCUGGUACCCGUUGGGCCUCGCCCCCCUCGGGGCCCCCUGGCCGAGCUGCCGUCCGCCCGGAAGAUGAACAUGUUGGCGGGACCCCAGCCCUACGGGGGCAGCAAGCGACCCCUUCCCUUUGCCAACGCGCUCCAUGGCCGAGGCGGCUCCUUCCGCAGGAGAGACGGGGAAGGAGGAGGCCGGGGAAAGAAGACCUCCCCCCGACGACCCCCCCCAGCCCGCUGCCCGGCCCCUGCGGGGGUGCGCAAGGCCCCGGCCCCUUUCCGCCCCGCCUCGGAGCGCUUCGCGGCCUCCACGGUGGAGGAGAUCCUUGCCAAGAUGGAACAGCCACGCAAGGAGCCCCCCGCCAGCCCCGACCGCCUCUGGGGCUCCCGCCUCAGUUUCAACCACGAUGGCAGCUCCAGGUACGGAUCCAGGACCUAUAGCGUGGGGCCGGGUGCCAGCGACGAGGACGGCGGGACCCUCUCUAAGGCUCAGUCCCAGGAGGGGCCUGCUGAGAGCCCUGGAGGACGCAGCAAGACCCCUGAGGAGGAGAGGAGCCCCGCUUCGAACCGGGCCUUCAACGGGGACCUGGGUCAUGAGCAGGCCAGCUCAGAGCCACCAGCCAAUGGUGCCAAGCCCGGGGUGCCCUCCAGCCCCGGCCUUGCUGCUGAGAACGGGGCCUCCCCCAUCCCAGACUCACCGGAGGAAGACCAAGGUCGCCACCACGCUUCGCUCCCGGAAGCCCAGAGUCCCUCCGCCUCUCCCCGCCGCCCCUCGACGCCACCACCGCCAGCUUGGCUGCAGACCAUUCCCGCCAGGCCCCCAGACCCAGCAGCCCUCCUCACCGAGAGGACAGGGGACGUCCUAGAGGUCUCCGGACGCCACAGCCCAGAGCUGCCCCCAGUCACCUCGCCCCGGCCCCUGAUGGAGCAAGCCGAGGGGCUCCAGCCUCCGAGGACGAUCCCACCAGGCGCAGAGGCCCCCGCAAGCGACCCUCGCCCUGCCAGCCUGGCCCAGCGGCGCUUUUCUGAAGGUGUGCUGCAGCCGCCCACCCAGGACCCUGAGAAGCUGGGGGGCUCCCUGGCGGCCCUGCCCCAGUCACAGGGCAGCCAGCUGGCUUUGGAUCGCCCCUUCGGGAGCGGCGCCGAGUCCAACUGGAGCUUGUCCCAGUCCUUCGAGUGGACCUUCCCCUCGCGGCCUGCAGGGCUGGGGGCCUGGCGACUGGACUCCCCGCCCCCCUCUCCCAUCACGGAGGCCACCGAGGCUGCUGAGGCCGCUGCUGAGGCCAGCGACUGGGCUGCAUCCCCCAGGGAGGAAGGUGCGUCCCCGCAGCAGCAGCAGUGCUACGGGGCCCGGUCGGCUCCCGAGGGGACAGGACAGCCAGGUUCCGGGGUGCAGGACGCGGGCACCUCUCAGGAGAGUCCGCCUUGGUCCCCAGCGGCCACCCCUCCGGGCCGGGCCCUGCUGCAGGCAGAGGAGCGGCACCAGGAGUGGGAGCCUGUGGCCGGGCAGGAGUCCCCGCUCCCCGUGGCCACCAGGGAGGCCGUCCUGCCUGUCCGGGAGCCCCUCGUGGGGCAGCAGCAGCCAGCACCCUCUGACCAGCCCUGCGUGCUCUUCGCCGACUGCCCCAAGCCCGGCCAGGCACUGCCUGCUGAGGAGGAGGCCGUGACCCUGGCCCACGCCGAGAUCACCCGACCCAGGACGGAGCCUCCGGACCUCUCCCGGGCAUCCCCCGAGCCUACCGGCCCUGCCGACGGCUCCCACUGGCUGGAUGACCUCCUGGCCUCGCCACCGCCCCUGAGUGCUGACAGCUCAGGGCGGGGGCCCGGGCCCCGAACGUGAGGACCUGCGGAUGCCUGGUCCCCAUUCCGAGGUGAGGACCCAGAAGGACUCCUCGGCUGGUCUCAGAAAGAUCUGCAGAGGGAAUUUGGGAUUGCGACAGACCCUCCUCCCUGCAGCCUGAGCCCUCCCAGCUGGUCCCAGGACCCUACUCAGGACUAUGACCUCGGGGCUUCGAGCUCUCGGGGGAACCCAGGCUUGACCAAGAGCGAUUGGUCCAGCCCGUGUGGGCCGGGCAUUGGGGACGGGAGUGCCAAGGAAAGGGCCAGCAAGUGCGGUGCCAGCCAGGAGGAGCCAGGCAUCAGCCCCGGCCUGGGAGAGGGACAUGGAAUGUCAGAGCCCCGGGCCCUCGUGGUGGGCACACCGCCAGCCCCACAGAGUCUGGACCCAGGGACACAGGCCUGGGAGUUCACCAAGAGGGGCAACCGGGCCGUGGACGACGAGUUCGGGAAUCGGGACCUGACGACAGGUGCCUACAGCAGCCAGGAUGCCAACCUCCAGGACUGGGAAUUUGAGAAGAGAGAGCCGCUGAGUGGGGACGCUGGCCCGGCCAGCCCGGAGCCCAGCAGGGACGACCCCUUGGCUAGGUACAGCGGCCAGGACACCGAUGAGCAGGACUGGGAGUUUGGCAAGCGGGAACCCUCCCUGGACCCUUAUGGCGGCCGGGGGACAGCGCAGCCUGACCCAGAUUUCGGGAACAGCGCCUGGAUGAGGGAUUUUAGUGGCAACGGUGACGGCGGCUCGGGGGUCCUGGGCUCCCAGGAACGCGGCUUCGGGCCGAGAGCCCUGAGUGCCGGCUUCAGUCCCGAGGACGCCCAGCAGCAGGACGAGGAGUUUGAGAAGAAGGGUCCAAGCGGGGAUGGUGGCCAGGCCGGGGAGGCGGGGGGCCUGUUCGGGUCCAACAGCUCACCAGCACAGGCCGGGACUCCGGUCCAGAGAGAGCAGGGCAGCUGGCAGGGCAGCACCGGCAGUCUGGACGGGGGUGGGUGGCAGGGCCCGGCAGGGUUGGGGGCUCAGAGCCCCGGCCAGGUGGAGCGGGGUGAUGGGGAGGUGGGGUCCCGGGGCUGGGCCAGCGACUUCUGCCAGGGUGUCGCCUCCCAGCCCGAAGUGGCCUUUGGGCCAGGGCAGCGGGCCUGGAGCGGGGAGUUCGGCCUGGAUUCCACCACCGGCACCGCCGAGAGGAACCAUCAGUUCGGCAUCAUUGGCAAUGACCGGGCGAGCGGGGCGGGCCUGAGCCCAUCCGACGAGGUUGGGGGCAGCCCCUUCGCAUCCCCCGAGAAGCCCUCGGCUGGACCCAUGGACUGGACUGACCAGCUGGGCCUCAGGAACUUGGAAGUGCCCAGCUGUGUGGUUUCUGGGGGUCUGCUUCAGGCCAGGGAGGACGCCGUGGGCCAGAUGGGCUGGUCAGACACGCCAGGCUCCAGCGAGCUAGGCCUGGCCGCUGGUCCGCUGGGGACAGCGGGGGGCCCUGAGGAGGAGCCCCGGGGGGUCGGCGUCGGGGAGAAGGACUGGACGGGUGUCAGCGGGAGGAGCCCGGAGCUGGUUAGAGAGAGCGGUGUGGGGCAGACCGGCUGGUCAGCGGCGGAGGCUGGGGAGUUUCUGAAAUCCAGAGAGCGCGGCGUAGGCCAGGCCGACUGGACAGCUGGCCUGGGCCUGAGCGAUGUGGCCCCAGGUCCCCGGGAGGGCGGGGCGGGCCAGGUGGACUGGGGCGACAAUCUGGGAUUGCGGAACCUGGAGGUGCCCUGUGACCCGGAGCCCGAAGGUUCUCAAGGGCCCCGGGAGUGUGGCGUGGGGCAGAUGAUGGACUGGAGGCAGGACUUGGGGACCCCCAGUGAAGCCAGGGAGCACGGGGUGGGAGAGGUCAGCCAGCCGCCCGAGCCAACCCUCAGGAGCAACGGCCACCUGUCCCCUGGCCUGGAGGCCCGAGAGCUGGGGGUCGGGGAGACGAGCGGAGCCGACAGCCCCAGCCAAGAAGGCCGCUCACCCGGCCCCGAGGAGCCGCAGCCCGAAGACACGGGAAAGGAGCCAGGAGACGCGUCCAGCUUCGCAGCCAGCCCCGGUGGGUGCUCAGCCCGCUCCCCGCCCCCAGGCUCCCAGGGCCUGCUGGAAGAGAUGUUGGCCGCCAGCAGGGAGGCGGCGGCCUCGCGCCUUCAGCGCCUGUCCACAGUCGAGGAGGCGACGGUGGGUGCGGUCCCCGCCUCAACCGAGUGCCCCGAACCUGACAGUCGGACCCCUCUGCCUUCCUGGAGACCCCAGCCCGACGGGGAGGCCAGCCGGACCGAAGAGGUGGACGGCACCUGGGGGCCUCCGGGGUCAGGGCCAGGCCAGCAGGGACCCGCGCGGCCCCCUCGGCGCCCUCCCCAGGUUUCAUCCCCCGGCUCCCUCAGCCAGGACUUCUCCUUCAUCGAGGACACCGAGAUUCUGGACAGUGCCAUGUACCGGAGUCGCGCCAACCUGGGGCGCAAGCGCGGCCACCGGGCCCCCGCCAUCCGCCCGGGGGGCACCCUGGGCCUGUCGGAGGCGGCCGACUCGGACGCGCGCCUGUUCCAGGACUCCACGGAACCGCGGGCUUCUCGGCUGCCGUCUUCCGACGACGAGGUGGUGGAGGAGCCUCAGAACCGUUGCACCCGGUUUCCCCGCGGCACCAAGGGGCUGAAAGUCAACCUCUUUCCCGGCCUGAGCCCGUCGGCCCUGAAGGCCAAGCUACGCCCCCGGAACCGCUCCUCCGAGGAGGGGGAGCCAGGAGAGAGCAAACCCCACCCGAAGGAGUCGGCCGUGCAGCGCUCCAAGUCCUGCAAGGUCCCGGGGCUGGGGAAGCCCCUCGCCUUACCCCCCAAGCCAGAGAAAUCCUCAGGGUCAGAAAGCUCAUCACCCAACUGGCUGCAAGCCCUGAAGCUAAAGAAGAAGAAGGUUUGAGGGGUCACUGAGAUCCUUCCCAUCUGGACGCCUCAGGCAGGCAGAGUCGGUCCCUGCGGGGGUCCCAGGAGAGGCAGGAGCGUCCUGCACGCCCGGGACUGCAGCCUCCGCCCCUCCUCUGUCUCCCAGGAGCACCCGAGGAGGCGCCUUUAUGCACUUUGUAUAUCCUUCCCCUCCUCCCACCCCCCUUCAGGCGUCAGCGGUCAGGACUUGGUCCCCUCCUCACCCCCACCCACCCCUUCUCCCUCUCUCCUUCCUCCUCCUGCCUCCUGUGGGGCUUUUGGUUUUUUUUUUCUUUUGAUACCAAUUUAUAGCCUUUUUUAUAAAAAGCCUUUGAUUUUUUUGUAAUGAGUGGAGUCCUAUUCCAUCCCCCCUCCACCCCCCUCCCCCUUCUCUCCCUCCUCUCCCUGACCCUGCCCGGUGCCCACAGAGAGACCAAUGACAUUUUGCCACUUGCAACAAUAAAGUUUUUUUGGGAA